GAACGGCAGGGCGUGUUGGGAUCGUUCAACCUAGCGGAGGAGCGAGUUGGUCUUGGGGACGUUGAGAGGCUAAAACCUGAGUCUGAGCAACAAUGAGAAGUUGGUGGUUUUUGGUGACUACAUUCUUUAUCCUAUGGGGUCUUUCUUUGGCUAAAUUUGAGGAAUUUGAUGACGAUGACUUAGUGGAAUAUGAUGAUAAUGAUUUUGCUGAGUUUGAAGAUGUGAUUGAAGCCACAGAAUCUCCCCAGCGGAUUGUUACAGCAGAAGAGGAGGAGGAGGAAGCCACAGUAGAACUUGAAGGACAAGAUGAAGGCCUUGACUUUGAGGAUGCUGAUGGACAGGAAAGUGAUACAGAAAGUGAGCCCUAUGAUGAUGAGGAAUUUGAAGGCUAUGAAGAAAAACCUGAUGCAACUCUUGGCAAAAAUAAGGAUCCUAUUACUAUUGUUGAUGUGCCUGCACAUCUUCAAAACAGUUGGGAGAGUUACUACAUGGAAAUUUUAAUGGUGACAGGGCUUCUUGCUUAUAUCAUGAACUAUAUCAUUGGAAAGAAUAAGAACAAUCGUCUGGCCCAGGCCUGGUUCAGUAGUCAUCGAGAGCUUCUUGAAAGUAACUUUACACUAGUUGGUGAUGAUGGCACAAACAAAGAAGCCAUAAGUACAGGCAAACUGAACCAAGAGAAUGAACAUAUCUAUAAUUUGUGGUGUUCCGGUAGAGUGUGUUGUGAAGGCAUGCUUAUCCAACUCAAGUUUCUUAAGAGACAAGACUUGCUGAAUGUUCUUGCACGCAUGAUGAGGCCAGCCUGUGACCAAGUGCAAAUAAAAGUUACUAUGAAUGAUGAUGAUAUGGAUACCUACGUUUUCGCUGUUGGGACAAGAAAAGCCUUGGUACGGCUUCAGAAGGAAAUGCAGGACCUGAGUGAGUUCUGCAGUGAUAAACCCAAAACGGGGGCAAAAUAUGGGCUCCCAGAAGCACUGGCUAUCUUAUCAGAAAUGGGUGAGGUCACAGAAGGAAUGAUGGAUACGAAGAUGAUCCAUUUCCUCACACAUUAUGCUGAUAAGAUUGAGUCAAUUCAUUUUUCAGACCAAUUUUCCGGUCCAAAACUUAUGCAAGAGGAAGGCCAGCCUUUGAAACUGCCUGAAACUAAAAAGACACUGCUAUUUACUUUUAAUGUACCAGGUUCAGGCAAUACUUCUCCCAAAGACAUGGAAGCUCUGCUGCCUCUGAUGAACAUGGUUAUUUAUUCUAUUGAUAAAGCAAAAAAGUUCCGUCUGAACAGAGAAGGAAAACAGAAAGCAGAUAAAAAUAGAGCACGUGUGGAAGAGAAUUUCCUGAAAUUGACUCAUGUUCAAAGACAAGAGGCUGCCCAGUCCCGCCGGGAAGAGAAAAAACGAGCAGAGAAGGAGAGAAUCAUGAAUGAGGAAGAUCCAGAAAAGCAGCGACGUCUAGAGGAGGCUGCCUUGCGUCGUGAACAGAAAAAACUUGAAAAGAAGCAAAUGAAAAUGAAACAGAUCAAGGUGAAAGCUAUGUGAAAAACUUACUAGGGAGAAAUAUCUUUUUGGUGCCAACCAUAGAAUUGCAAUUUGCUGCCUACAAUGAGCUGAUUAUAUUCCUGACCUUAAUCAUUGGCCACUUAAGAACCAUUUUUGAUGAUAACUUUUGUCACUCAUGGGUUUAUGAAUGAAAGUUUUCUCCCUCCAUGUAUAUUUGGCAAAGUUGUUCUUAACUCCAUUAGUAACAGUUUUAACACAACUUUUAAAAAUGUGUUUAUGUACUGAAUUGCUUCAACCAAUGACCCCCAAAACAACAAAAUUAUACUUAGUUACCAAUAAAAUAAAUAUAUUUUAA
This is a messenger RNA of Thamnophis sirtalis, 1845 nucleotides long. RefSeq names its product coiled-coil domain containing 47 (gene CCDC47). Gene Ontology annotation, cellular component: endoplasmic reticulum. NCBI's taxonomy places the organism in Eukaryota, Metazoa, Chordata, Lepidosauria, Squamata, Natricidae. Gene Ontology annotation, molecular function: calcium ion binding. The record is from RefSeq and is a predicted model, not a curated record. Gene Ontology annotation, biological process: endoplasmic reticulum calcium ion homeostasis.